Molecule: messenger RNA, 3786 nt
Organism: Phycodurus eques (leafy seadragon)
Lineage: Eukaryota; Metazoa; Chordata; Actinopteri; Syngnathiformes; Syngnathidae
Gene: prr5a
Product: proline rich 5a (renal)
Exons: 11
Coding region: 155-1561 (468 amino acids)
Biological process (GO): TORC2 signaling
Cellular component (GO): TORC2 complex
Source: RefSeq, a predicted model, not a curated record
CGGAACCGACGUGAUAUCGGAGCUGUAUGUGCGCGUCAUCUCGGCUGGAAGCAGGCGACAGGACACGGAACGAUUUUCCAUCGCAGCGUCUUUUCUCGCUCAGUGUUCCCUCCAUCGGCGUAUUUGAAGGCGUUUUGCGCUUGUGUGUGUCGAGAUGCUGGACGGACUCAGACGCCGGCACGCCUCGCGCUCGUCCCCGCGGCCCCUCUCCCUCAACUUCAGCACCUUCUCGGCGCCUCCCCCGCCCAGCCCGGACUUGGACGGCGGCGGUGAGCAUCCCAUCAGGAGGACUCUGCACCGGCUCAAGCUGAUGAGCUCGCCCAGCCUCAGCGAACUGGCCAAGAGCGACAAGGGUUCACCGGAGGACAGAGGCGAGAAGCAGAAGAGGGCCGGCGCCAACGCCACCUGGAACAGCAUCCACAACGCCGUCAUCGCCGUCUUCCAGAAGAAAGGUUUGGCCGACAACGAGCUUUACGUUCUCAACGAAGGCGUCCGGCACCUGCUGAAGACCGAGCUGGGUUCCUUCUUCUCGGAAUACCUUCAGAACCAGUUGCUGACGAAGGGCAUGGUCAUCCUGAGGGACAAAAUAAGGUUCUACGAAGGUCAGAAGUUGCUGGACUCUCUGGCGGAGACGUGGGACUUCUUCUUCUGCGACGUGCUGCCCAUGCUGCAGGCCAUCUUCCAUCCGGUGCAGGGUAAGGAGCCGUCCGUCCGCCAGCUGGCUCUGCUCCACUUCAGGAGCACCAUCGUCCUGAGCGUCAAGCUGGAGGACGCCCUGUCGCGGCCCCGGGCCCGAGUGCCGCCCUCCGUUACGCAGAUGCUGCUCGUCCUGCAGGGCGUCCACGAGUCGCGUGGUGUCAACGAGGACUACCUGAGGCUGGAGGCUCUGGUCCAGAAGGUGGUCUCGCCCUACUUGGGCACUCACGGUCUUCACUCUGGAGACCACACCGAGGACCACUGCUGUGUUCUCGAGAAGCGUUUCCAGUGGGGCUGGUCCAAGUCCGCCGAGCAAUUGUCCAAGAACCCGGUGGUCCGAUCGAAAAGCUACAACAUCCCGCUGCUCCUGACGCCCGUGGCCGAAUACGACGCCGACUGCGGCUCGGUGGGCAGCGGGGGAAUCCGCCGCCACUCGGCCUGCGAGAUGAUCUCCUGCCUGGAGGAGCAGAAGUUGAACUACGCCGAGCUGGCGGCCGGUUCCGACCUCUCCGGCUCCGCCUCCAACAGGCUGUGCGUGGGCUCGCAUUUCAAAGGUAUGAUGCAGGCCGGAGCCGCCUCCCCGGACCUGCCGCUGUCAUCGCCGUCCAUUCUGCACUCGUCGGGGGCUCUCCACGGCACCGAGGUCGCCGCCGCCGCCGCCGCCGUCGUCGUCGUGAGCCACCUCGGCAAGGCGGCUGCGGCGGCCUGCUCGCCGCCCAGCGACUCGUCCAGCCCUGAGACCAUCAUCGGCCAGGUGCUCCAGUCCGCCGACUCCGACUCGGACGGGAUAUUCAUCGACUUCUCGCGUUCUCAUUCCCCCGAGGCUCUCGGCUACGGUCGCGAGAGCAGGCAGAGCACGGUGUAGCAACACACACACACACACACACACACACACCUAUGAUAACAUUGUUAAAAGUACAUUUCAUGGCUUUGAAUCCAUCCUCUUUUCUCCUCCAUCCAUUCAUGCUGCUUUCAUGAAAAUAAUGUCAUUAUAAGAGUUGAAUGCUUAAAACAUGAAACUACAGUGAACCCUCAUUUAUCACAGGUUUUAUGUUCCACACCCACAACUCCGGAAUAUAGAGAGGCCAAAUAAAACACUUUUAAACUCAUUCAAACAUUUAUUGGCGCGCGUGCUUCAAGCUGUUUAUUUGUCACUCCCACUUGAAGUUUACUGUAAAACGUACACAUAAAACAAAAGCGACUCAAGCAUUGGAUUUGAAAUGACCAAAACGUUCAACCAAACCAUGUCAUUUUGUCUCGUGUAAAUCGACUAGCUUAAUGCUAACAUAUAAUACAAAACUCCACAGAUGCGCUUACUGAUGUUAGCAUGCAUUCUCCUCCAAAGCUAUUAGAACGGCAAGGUCAAUUCGCUUGUUUCUGUUGUAUACUAAAAACAUUUGGGUUUCAGAUCAGAAGACGAAUAUGAGAUAAAAGGUUCAGAAUCCCAGCUUUUGUUUCAUAUUUACAUCGAGAUGUGUUAAACCAGUCAGGACAGAGCACCUUUUGUUUGAACCCACCUAUUUUCAGCUCUCUGGUAUUCAUGUUUGCUUUACAGCAAAUGCAGUUUUCACAGUUGAAAUCCAAAGCCAAAAACAAGCACAUUUCUAAUGCUUAAGCGAUCAAUCAAUCUAAUAGGCAACACCUGAGCUACUAGAAACACCCCAUCUGUCACAUGUUCCAAUACUUUUGCCCGCUUGAAAAGUGGGUAGCCUCAAACAAAAGGUGCUCUGUCCUGAGUUGUUUAAAACGUCUCGAUGUAAAUACCAUGAAAUAAAAGCUGGAAUUCUGGUCUUUUGUCUCAUAUUCAUCUUUUGAUCGAAAACCCAAAGAUCUUCCAGUAUACAACAAAAGCAAAGGAAUUUACCUUGCCGUUCCAAUAUAACAACAGCGAAUGACAGCUACUUUAACACAAGAGCAGCAGCAACACAUACAAGAGAAUCAAGCUCAGUGCUGCCCGCCGUGUUGUGGCACAACGUGGUACUACAACUCUUAAUUUCAGACGCCUGUAUACAGUAAAAACCCUUAAAUAAAACAAUCGCUUAAGAAUCUGCGAUAUAAAGGUAUCGCGAACAAUGAACCGCAAUAUGACGAGGGUUCACUGUAUUUUCAAUACGAGGACACUCAGACCUCUGUCGAUGUUAAAUGUUUAACAACAAGUGACCAAAAAUGCAAUGAUUGUUUAUUUAUGCGUGUGCGUGCAAGAACAACUUGAAAAACAUUGUCAUCAAUUUACGCAAUAAGGGGGGUAGGGGGGCUUGGGCUAAACAAGAAAGAAUGACAUUUUGGCACAGGUCAAGAUAAAGGUGCAUGUGAUCACUGGCUAAAUGGCGGUGAUAAAUAAACGGUGGCUCGACAAAGAUGGAAAAACUGGAAUGGCGCCUGCCUCUUAGAGAAAAAAAUGGUGAUGCUUAUUUUGCAAAAAAAAAAAAAAAAAUUUUUAAAGUACAUUCUUUUUUAAAAGGAACAAAGUUGAGAUACAUGCUUUUGAAAGGGGGGGGGGGAAUCACAGAAUGUGAAGAUGUAUUAUUUUUAAAAAGAUGAAAAUGAAGACGGCGUGAUUUUAAAAAGAACACUCAAAAUUUGGUGAUACUUUAUAAAUACAAAAAUAUUUCACAAAAUCUGAUAAAACGCCAUUUCAAAAGGAAAAACUGGAGAUGCGUACUUUAUAAAAAUGACAGAAAAUUGGAGAUGCAUGAUUUUUGAAGGGGGAGAAAAAAAUGUUAAUCUGGAUACGUUUAAAAAACGUAAUGCUCAAAAAAGAAUCAAAAUGGAGAUCCGUGAUACCGCUAUGAUAUCGCUCGUAGUUUUCACUAAGACACAAUCUUUGGGGGAGGUUCAACGCUGCAGACGUAUGUUUGCUGGUCUGUAUGUUGAAAUCAUGUGGCAAUUAUUAUUUGUAUCGGGCAUUAAUUGUGUUUGCAUGCAGGUGACGAGAGGGAUUUAUUCUUUGUUGGUUCGCUUGUAUCAUUUGUUGACUGAAAUAAUAAUGCGCAGCUUCAUUCCAAUGGGGAUCACAUCUUCCUUUUUCUGAAUGUAAAAAGAAAUGUUAUUCAAUUAAAAAAAAAAAAAAAGACCAAAAAAUGAUUUCCA